Pyricularia pennisetigena is the source of this 3105-nucleotide messenger RNA. RefSeq lists its product as uncharacterized. Gene Ontology annotation, molecular function: nucleosome binding. The transcript is spliced from 5 exons. The coding region runs from base 1 to 3105 and encodes 1034 amino acids. Lineage: Eukaryota; Fungi; Ascomycota; Sordariomycetes; Magnaporthales; Pyriculariaceae. The record is from RefSeq and is a predicted model, not a curated record. Gene Ontology annotation, cellular component: FACT complex. Gene Ontology annotation, biological process: positive regulation of transcription elongation by RNA polymerase II; transcription elongation by RNA polymerase II.
AUGGCGGAAAUCAAGAUUGACGGCAAGCUCUUCCAGGAGCGGGCGUCGCAUUUCGUCAAUGCUUGGAAGGCCGACAAACGUUCGGGCGACGCGCUCUUUGGCGGCGCCUCGUCAAUCGUUGUCAUGAUGGGCAAGGUUGAAGAGACGCCUGAAUAUCACAAGAACAACGCUAUGCACUUCUGGUUGCUCGGCUACGAAUUCCCUACCACUUUAAUGCUUUUCACAGUUGAUACCCUUUACAUUCUUACUACAGCAAAGAAAGCCAAGCACCUUGGUCAGAUCAAGGGCGGUCGAUACCCAGUCGAAGUCCUCGUGAGGGGCAAAGACGCAGCAGAGAACGAGAAGGCAUUUGUCAAGAUUGCGGAACAUAUCAAAGAGGCUGGCAACAAGGUCGGCGUACUCACAAAAGAUGCGUCCAAAGGCCCAUUCGUGGAUGAGUGGAAAAAAGUCUAUACAGAGCACUGCAAGGAUGUCGAGGAGGUCGACAUCGCGCAGGCACUAUCUGCAGCCGCCUUCUCAACCAAGGACGAAGCCGAGCUCAGGGCCAUGCGGACGGCUUCGAAAGCAUGUGUCGCUUUGAUGCACCCCUACUUCCUGGACGAAAUGUCGGACAUCCUCGAUCAGGAGAAGAAGGUCAAGCACAGCGUCCUUGCCGAGAAGGUGGAGAAGAAGCUCGAUGAUGACAAGUUUUGGAAGACGGUCACCCUGCCCAAUAAGCAGAAGCUACCGAGCGAUUUUGACCCGGAGCAGCUAGACUGGAUCCUGGGUCCCAAUGUUCAAAGUGGCGGCAAAUACGAUCUCAGGUGGCAGACCGAGGCAAACAACGACAACUUGCACCCUGGUAUCAUCGUUUCGGCCUUGGGCCUGAGGUACAAGUCAUAUUGCUCGUCAAUCGCUCGGACGUUCUUGGUCGACCCCAACAAGUCACAGGAGUCCAACUACAAAAUUCUCCAUGCUGCGCACCAGCUGAUUCUCAAAGAGGUUCGAGAUGGCGCUGUGGUCAAAGAUGUCUACCAGAAGGCGCUUGCCUACAUCAAAAGCAAAAAGCCUGAGCUGGAAAAGCACUUCCUCAAGAACGUCGGCUGUGGUAUAGGACUCGAGCACCGCGACCCUACCAUGAUCCUGAACGCCAAGAACACUCGCGCCCUCAAGGAUGGAAUGACGCUCUGCAUCAUGACCGGGCUUCAAGAUAUCGAGAACCCUAACCCGCAGGACAAGAACAGCAAGGUCUACUCCCUCGUAAUCAUGGACACCGUCCGUGUCACCGCAUCCGAACCUGUCGUCUUCACGGGCGAUGCGCCUUGUGAUGCAGAUGCUAGUUCGUUCUUCUUCAAGGACGAGGAGACGGCUCAGCCAGCGCCCAAGAAGGAGAAGAAGGAGUCACGUGUCGGGGCGGUCGCCACCAAGAAUAUCACCAGCACGCGCCUCAGGUCAGAGCGUAGUACGCAAGUCGAUGAGGACGCCGAGAAGAGACGUCGGGAGCACCAAAAGGAGUUGGCGGCCAAGAAGCAGAGGGAGGGUCUUGCAAGGUUUGCCGAGUCGACCAACGACCAAAAUGGCACCGAGGUCAAGAAGUUCAAGCGCUUCGAGUCAUACAAGCGAGACAACCAGCUUCCACCAAAGGUCAAGGAUCUCGCCGUCAUAGUUGACCAGAAGAAUGCAACUGUAAUCGUUCCUAUCAUGGGUCGACCGGUGCCUUUCCACAUCAACACGAUCAAGAAUGCCAGCAAAAGCGACGAGGGCGAGUUUUCAUUUCUGCGCAUCAACUUCCUGUCACCCGGCCAGGGUGUCGGUAGGAAGGAUGACCAACCGUUCGAGGACGCCACCGCCCACUUCGUGAGGAGUUUGACUUUCAAGUCCUUGGAUGGCGAUCGCUACACCGAGAUUGCGAAUCAGAUAGCCAACAUGAAGAAGGAGUCUGCUAAGAAGGAGCAAGAGAAGAAGGACAUGGAAGAUGUUGUGGAGCAGGAGAAGCUCAUUGAGAUAAGGAACCGACGCCCUGCGGUGCUUGAUAAUGUCUUCAUCCGCCCGGCGAUGGAAGGCAAACGCGUACCAGGCAAGGUAGAAAUACACCAGAACGGUAUUCGCUACCAGUCGCCAUUGGCCGCACAGCAGAGGGUAGACGUACUUUUCUCCAACGUCCGCCACCUAUUCUUCCAGCCCUGUCAGCACGAACUUAUCGUUAUCAUCCACCUCCACCUGAAAGAUCCCAUCUUGAUAGGAAACAAGAAGAAGACAAAGGAUAUCCAGUUCUACCGCGAGGCAACAGAUAUCCAGUUUGACGAGACGGGCAACCGCAAGCGAAAGUACCGUUAUGGGGACGAAGACGAGUUUGAGGCAGAGCAGGAGGAGCGCCGCCGUCGUGCUGAACUCGACAGGCUCUUCAAGAGUUUCGCAGAAAAGAUUGCGGACGCCGGAAAGUCUGAGAACCUCGAGGUGGACAUGCCACUCCGCGAGCUGGGCUUCAACGGUGUGCCCUUCAGGAGCAAUGUUUACAUCCAGCCCACUACAGAGUGCUUGAUUCAGAUUACGGAACCUCCUUUCCUUGUCAUCACAUUGGACGACAUCGAAAUUGCACAUCUCGAGCGUGUCCAGUUUGGACUGAAGAACUUUGAUCUUGUUUUUGUCUUUAAAGACUUCACUCGACCACCGGUACACAUCAACACCAUCCCGGUGGAGUCGCUGGAAGACGUCAAGGAGUACCUGAACCAGUCCGACAUUGCAUACAGCGAGGGACCACUGAACCUGAACUGGCCGACCAUUAUGAAGACAGUGACGGCAGACACGCACGAGUUCUUCGAGGGUGGCGGUUGGUCGUUCCUGCAGGCCGACUCAGACGACGAGGGCGAUGGAGAAGAGGAGGAGGAGAGUGCCUUCGAGGUCUCCGAGUCGGAGCUUGAGGAGGCAUCCGAGUCGAGCGAGGAGGACUCAGAGUUUGACAGCAACGCGUCAGACGACGCGAGCGACGAGGAUGCCAGUGAAGAGGAGGAGGGUGAGGAUUGGGACGAGCUCGAGCGCAAGGCCAAGCGCAAGGACCGCGAGAGCGCCCUCGACGACGACGAGGAUGAGCGUGGAAACAGCAAGAAGAAGCAACGUAAGCGCUGA